AUGGCUACCCCAAACAGCACAUCACUUGCACGCGUAAUUUUUCGCGAAAUCAUCCUUACAUUCUAUAUUACCGACGGUACCUUGACCGACCCGCCGCCGCCUUCUCCCGAGCUCUCCAGCUUCUUAGAGGAUAACGCGGGGACGCUGACCAUCAUAAUGGGACUUGCCUUUUGCUUGUUCCUUGGUUUGGCGCUAAUCAUCGAAACUAUCGUCGAGCUGAUCUGUUUAAUGUACGCGUACGUGGUUCGGGCUGCUCCUUGGGUUAAGGAUGAUGAGUUUCAGAAGGAUGAGCAAGCAGUUGAUUUGGAUGAAUUGGACACUAUUCGAACAGGCAGCACCUUCGAAGACAGGGUUGAUGAGCAGGAGGUAGAGAUGGAAUUAUUUUGGGAGUGA
Lentinula edodes (shiitake mushroom) is the source of this 393-nucleotide messenger RNA. RefSeq lists its product as uncharacterized. The record is from RefSeq and is a predicted model, not a curated record. The transcript has 2 exons. The coding region runs from base 1 to 393 and encodes 130 amino acids. NCBI's taxonomy places the organism in Eukaryota, Fungi, Basidiomycota, Agaricomycetes, Agaricales, Omphalotaceae.